Messenger RNA from Maylandia zebra (zebra mbuna), 5166 nucleotides. Its product is annotated as sodium- and chloride-dependent GABA transporter 2. NCBI's taxonomy places the organism in Eukaryota, Metazoa, Chordata, Actinopteri, Cichliformes, Cichlidae. Gene Ontology annotation, biological process: amino acid transport; sodium ion transmembrane transport; nitrogen compound transport. Gene Ontology annotation, cellular component: plasma membrane; cell projection. Gene Ontology annotation, molecular function: gamma-aminobutyric acid:sodium:chloride symporter activity. The record is from RefSeq and is a predicted model, not a curated record.
UUUGUCACAGCCAAACCUCUUUUUUUUUCUAAUGCGUAACGUGCAGAGCAAUAAUUGGGUCAGAGGAGUUAAAGCAAACCACGGUUACUUUGUUUCUCACUUUGGCUCUGUUCAUGACAUGUUUGCUGUGUAGAGCUCUCGCAGUGUAAGCGGCUGAGAGGAAUACUGAUCAGUUUUCUGGGGCUGGAAAGGGGCUCUUGGGGGCGGGAGUUUGAUGAUGGAGAGAGCUCUCUGUCAGUGUGAAUGAGAGCUUUAAAGGUUUGACAGCAGUUGUCCUAUAAGUGUGGAGGAAGUGGAAGGACAUUGGGCAUGCCGAGGGAAUUUCUUAAAGGAAGCAGCCUGGACGUACCCGGACAAGAAAAAGGUCUCAUGAAGAAGACUCAGUUGCUCGACCGCGGCCAGUGGGCGAGCAAGUUGGAGUUUUUACUGGCUGUAGCAGGAACAUUGGUUGGCCUGGGAAACCUUUGGAGGUUUCCCUACUUGUGCUACAAAAAUGGGGGAGGUGCAUUUCUUAUUCCCUACGUCCUGUUUCUGCUUGCUUGUGGCAUCCCAAUGUUCCUCCUGGAAACAGCUAUGGGACAGUUCACAUCUCAGGGAUGUAUUACCUGCUGGAGGCACUUCUGCCCCUUGUUUGAAGGUAUUGGAUAUGCAACCCAGGUAGUGAUUGCAUAUGCUGCUGUUUCAUACAUUGUGAUCCAGGCAUGGGCUUUCUUCUACCUCUUUUCAUCCUUCAGUGCUGAGAUUCCAUGGGCUAGCUGCAGGAAUUCCUGGAAUACAGAGUCUUGUUUUGAAUUUGAUAAAGCAAAUGCGUCAUCCAACUGGACAGCAGCUGCAAACGCAACAACACCAGCAACAGAAUUCUGGGAGAGAAGAGUACUGGGUAUAUCUCAAGGGAUUGAGGAGAUUGGUAGCCUGAGGUGGGAUUUGGCCUUGUGUCUCUUACUGGCAUGGAUCAUUUGUUACUUCUGUGUUUGGAAAGGAGUGAAGUCCACUGGAAAGGUAGUUUACUUUACGGCCACUUUUCCCUACGUGAUGUUGGUGGUUCUGUUAGCUCGUGGACUCACUUUACCAGGAGCCAUAAACGGCUUAGCUUUUUACCUGUAUCCUGACCCCACAAGGUUGGUGGACCCUCAAGUUUGGAUGGACGCGGGUGCACAAGUCCUUUUCUCCUUUGGGAUUUGUCAGGGGAGUUUGACGGCUCUGGGCAGUUACAAUAAGUAUAACAAUGAUUGUUACAAAGACACAUUUGUUCUGUGUUUGGUUAACGGAGGAUCCAGUUUUGUUGCAGGGUUUGCAAUCUUUUCUGUUCUGGGAUUUAUGUCCUACGAACAAGGACUGCCAAUAUCAGAAGUGGCAGCUUCUGGACCUGGCUUGGCAUUUAUUGCCUAUCCGCGCGCGGUAGCCAUGAUGCCUUUACCUCAAUUAUGGGCUAUAUGUUUCUUCAUCAUGGUCAUCUUGUUGGGGGCAGAUACACAGUUUGUGAGUUUGGAGUGUUUGAUGACCUCAGUGACGGAUAUGUUCCCCAAUGUGUUUCGAAGAGCUUAUCGUCGAGAAUUGCUGCUGCUCUGCCUCUGCUCUGUUUGCUUUUUUCUCGGCCUCCUCCUCGUCACCGAGGGCGGCUUGUAUUUCCUUCAACUCUUUGAUCAUUAUGUGUGUAGUGGAAACAAUCUUCUCCUUCUUUCUGUGUGUCAGUCAAUAGCGAUUGGAUGGAUAUAUGGUGCUGAUCGUCUUUAUGACAACAUUGAAGACAUGAUAGGUUAUCGUCCCUGGCCUCUAAUGAAGCAUUGUUGGCUUUACGUUACCCCUGCUGUGUGUCUAGGUACUUUUGUCUUUUCAAUUGUGAAAUAUAAGCCUCUCAAGUUCAACAAAACCUACGUCUAUCCGACCUGGGCGUACGCUUUGGGCUGGUUUCUUGGACUGUUCUGUGUUCUUCUAGUUCCUCUGUGGAUCAUCUUUAAAGUUACUACAAUGAAAGGGACAAUUUGGCAGAACCUCAGGCAGCUGUGCGUCCCGCAGAGCUUGACGCACAGAAAAGCAAAGCAGCCCGAGCAGUGCCCUUUAAACCCAGACAUUACUCUUACUCCUGUUGCCAACGAAUACAAGGGAAGAGGUGGAGCUGAGAUGGAGAUGCAAGUCUGAAAACCAUAACAUUUUUAUAAAUUUUUCAGAUGUGAUGUUUUUAUUUUAUUUUAAACUCAAGGUUUUGUAAAGGAAAUACUGAUAAGAUCAUUAAUUCCGAAGACUUCUAGCAGAGUUCAGAGGCAGGUCGAGUUUUGAGAGACCGUGUAGACUAGUGACUAGCGAGGUAACUUUAUUCCCCGCUACAUUUUUUGUCUUGCUAGCAGCAAUCAGUUUCAAAUCAUUCCAGUGUUUGGUUGGCUCUUAUUUAGCACCACAAUCCUCAAACAAAAGCACUUGAGCCUUGUAGUUGACUUUCACAUUAGAUUGCCACAAACACUGCCACAAUUUCUGCUGAUUGAUAGAAUUCAUAACUGUAACUGUGUUGAAAUGUACUUUUAAUAAUGUGGCAAUAAUAUUGAUAAGCCUAUUAAUGUAGGCAGCUGGAAAAAGUUUUUCUAAAUUUUCUCCUGCAUCUAUGCUGAAUCUGUCUUACACUGCCUGGUCAAAAAAAGAAAGAAAGAAAAGCAACCACCCGUAUUUAAAUAAGCAAGCUGGUAAGAGAAUGAUGGUGAACCAUCAUCUUGGGGAAAAAGGAUGAAAUUUUUUCAUCUUGGGAAAAAAGUUUUAUGAAGCUAACAGCAUUUCCACAUUGUUAAGACAGUACAAGUUGUGUGGCUUUAGGAAAACUACUUAUCAGUGGUCAGCUGACUACCGCUGAUGUACUGAAUUGCCAUCAAUGUGAUUUUUUUUCUCAUGAUUCUGAGAAGACAAAUCGAGGAUUCAGCAACUCUGAAAGAUUAGAUUAGAUGAAACUUUAUUAAUCCCUCGGGUGGGUUCCUCUGGGAAAUUCAGUUUCCAGUAGUGCAGCACCGACAGAAGUUGCAUGUUACAAUAAAGGGGAUUGAGAGUAUGGAUGUGAGCAUAUGUAACACGUGGCGACACUAAAGCGGUCGCACUAAAAAGAAAGAUUCUUUAAAAUACAAGGGGGAGCAAGAGAGUCAGAUACCACGGGCACAGAGAGGAAGCAGGUCUGAUCAGAAACAGUUUAUUACUAGGCCAGGGAGCACAAAUAAAAACACCCUUAAAAUGCACAUAAUAAAAUGUUGUCAAUCUACUAAAACUAAAUAAAACAAUUCUAAAACCCGUAAAACUACCAUUUUCUACAUUCACCAAACCCCCCCCCCCCCCCUGGUAUAAUUAUGCCACAUGUUCAUUAUGGGUCCAUCAGCAGGCCAGGAAUUCCUUCUUUAGAGCAGAGUCCACGCCAGCCUCGUCUUCGGCAGACAAGAAAGAGCCUCCCAUCUUCUUGUCCUUCCGCUGGCCCAUCACUUCCCAGCCCGGCUUGCGUUCUGCUCCCAAAUCCAUCAUGCGACCACCGCCACAGCUCCCAUUGCAUCGGUGUCCUGUAAAAUAACAAAUAGGGGCCAGAACAAUGGUCCCAGAAGCGGCCCUGGCUCAUGGCCAUGGCAACCCUCUCCCAAUCCAGCGGCACCCAGUAAACAACAGUAGAGACCCUACUCACAAAUGCAGGCAGAGGUAAACCUCUGCCCUGCUGCCAAUCACACGCGUUGUCUCUUACUGUUGCCGUUCCAUGAGGUCAGGACUGGGUUGCCGCGUCACGCUGGCCAUCUCGCAUUAACCUUCCAGUCUGGGGCCUCUCUCCUUCAGUGCUCAGCUAGCCUGUUUUUAAAAGGUCUUUAGACAGCUGAUAGGCCACCUCUGGACACACCCCUGCCUCAGCAGGUGGUCCCUAUCAGCUAAUUUGUCCCAUGUGCAGCCAGUCCACAGUGGAUAAAAAACAUGUCACAUAAAACACUAAAAACCAUACAAUAGAAACAGAAUAAAACCAUGCAAAUAAAACGACACUCAUAAAUAAACACUAAAAAUCAGAAUAAAAACAAUAUACAAGAUAAAUACAAAUUUCCACAGUGUGACACAUAAAUAUACCAAAUAUGCACAUAUACACAUAUAUAAAUACAGAAUAUAUAAUAUGGAUGAAUAGGAAUACCAGUGGAUUGCACAUUUGAGUGAGUAUAUUGCACAGUGAUUAUUGCACAGUCAAAUAUAAGAAAAAAUAUUGCAAAUAUUGCACAGAGUUGUUUGUGGAACACGAGACAACAUUUUCACACAUGAAUCAGCUGACACAAUACAAGAUCUUAGUGAAAAAUUUGUGCAAUUCUUGCCUAAGAUUAUGAAACGAUACCAUGGGAAUUUGCGUUGUCAUCAAAAUUUGAAGCAAUUCUAAUAAAACAUUUGAGUUGUUCUUGUUUUUUUGACUUGGCAGUGUAAAAUUUUUAAUGGCCUUUUUUAUUGUUGUUGUUGUUGUUGAAAGUGUUACUUGCUCCCUUUGAAAGAAAUAUAUUAAUGUAAUAUUCUUGUGCCAAAAGUUCCCUUUCGAUAUGACGGCAACUCAACACUGAGUUGACUCGCCAACAUCUCAGUUGCCUUCGUAGUGUCAUAUACCACAAACACCACUCAAGAUGAGUUUGGGUUUGUUUAGUUUUUUAAAUGACCACAGGGAAAAUUAGUUAAACCACUUCGUAGUACAGCCCUCAGGUCUCUGCAACAUGCACAAUAAGCAAUAAUGUGUCACUGUGAGGCAUAGAGCAAUAACACACUUUUGAGAUAACAAGGUUUGUGAAGUUUGCCAACACUUUUUUUCAGUAAAGGAUAAAGGAUUACAGCCUGUCACCUUGUUCAAGGAUCAGAAGAUGCAAAUUAUCACCGUCCACUGUGACCUCAGAUUAUUACACAAUCUGAAAAAAACACAAACAAAAAAAUCAAGUUGCAGCUGAUGUGUGUGUGGAUACAGUGAGCUCAACAUAUAUUUUAUACACUGACAUGGUUUCUGUUAUUUUAGCUGUGUGGGUAGGAAGAUUUUAUGUUACGUACAGUUAUGAAUUUGAUGUAGACGUGGUUUUAGAGAUUUAAUGUGGGGGUUGGACAAAAAUAUUGCUUUAAUCAUUUACAAAUUCUUGCAAUAAUUAUAUGUUGUCCGUCAUCUUGAGGGGCUCAAUUAUAAUUGCACUAAAGCCAUUUCAUUGA